Molecule: messenger RNA, 1245 nt
Organism: Nicotiana tabacum (common tobacco)
Lineage: Eukaryota; Viridiplantae; Streptophyta; Magnoliopsida; Solanales; Solanaceae
Source: RefSeq, a predicted model, not a curated record
AAAACAAAACGUAAGUUAAUUUCUCUUAUGAUACUUUCAUAUGGACACGGGAAAAGCCCCUUCCCUUCCUAGCCUUGGCUCUCACUUUCAAAUUCCCGACCUCUUUCUAGCGCCGAAAUUACCAGCACGCAGAGCAAGGACAGCAUUGGCCGCUCGGCCACUGACCCAAAUGGAAAUCGGCGGAUUAGACUCAGAUGGCCGUGAAUUUAGAAACGCGGACGAGAUGUGGAGAGAAGAAGUAGGAGAUGGUGACCACCAAAAGAAGUCUCAAUGGUAUAACAAAGGCAUCAAUUACUGGGAAGGUGUGGAAGCCACAGUGGAUGGUGUGCUAGGCGGAUAUGGGCAUGUGAAUGAGGCUGAUAUAAAGGCAAGUGAGGAAUUUCUCAACACCAUUUUGGCAGAAAGGUUCCUUGAUGCUGGAAGAGGCCGCCAUAUUGUAGCUCUGGAUUGUGGAUCUGGCAUUGGAAGGGUUACCAAGAAUCUUCUUAUACGAUAUUUCAAUGAGGUCGACCUUCUAGAGCCUGUAUCACAUUUUUUGGAAUCAGCCCGGGUAAAUUUGGCUCCUGAAAAUUUAAUGGUGUCAGAGUUGCACAAAGCUGCCAAUUUUUAUUGUGUUCCACUCCAGGAAUUUACCCCUGAUGCUGAAAGAUAUGAUGUUAUUUGGGUUCAGUGGUGUAUUGGGCAUCUUGCAGAUGAUGACUUCAUUUCAUUCUUCAAGAGAGCAAAGGUCGGCUUGAAACCUGGUGGACUUUUUGUUCUAAAAGAGAACAUUGCAAAAACAGGAUUUGUCUUGGACAAAGAAGAUAAGAGCAUCACAAGAUCAGAUUCAUACUUUAAGGAGCUGUUCAAUCAAUGUGGACUAUACAUCUACAAGAUGAAGGUAAAGAUGAAGCCUUUACUUCUAGUUCAUGUGCCAUAAGGGAAGUCUUGAGAAAAAAGGGAAAGUUUAUGUGUCCUAUUUUCCAUGUCAUUGGAAUUUUUUAUUACUUAGCUUGUACAGUGCUUAGGUUGUAACUUUUAGGAAAAGAAUGUUUUCUUCUAAUGGUUUCGGUGCAUCAUUUUGUCCCUCUUUCUAUAAGACGGAGGUGACAAACACAGCAUUACUUCCAUCUCAUGUGCCAUAUGAAAAUCAUGAUUUUCUUCCAUGGUCACUAACUUUGUUACUUGGUUUUAGUAGUGCAUAACAUUUUAACUGUCACAAGAUGAUAAAUUUCUUCAGAUGGGAGCAUAAUUUUGUUUCGUCUC